Molecule: messenger RNA, 2760 nt
Organism: Gordionus sp. m RMFG-2023
Lineage: Eukaryota; Metazoa; Nematomorpha; Gordioida; Chordodea; Parachordodidae
Product: mucin-2-like
Exons: 10
Source: RefSeq, a predicted model, not a curated record
AUGAAAUAUUAUUAUUUUUUUACCAGAGUUGAAAGCCAGUCCAUAGUUGAUACCAAUAGCCAAGAAAAUUGCAACACACUAAUUGAAAAAUUAAGUCUUUUUAUCGAAUUUCCCCAACUUGAAAAGGAAUGCCAAGUUGACUUAUUAUGCCAUUUGAAAAGCAUUUUGGAACCAAUUUGGGGUCUCGUAAUUUUGUUGAUAUUUGCGACCAACUAUGGGCUGAGUUUCAACCAAGAUACUUCCAGUGUGGGACGUAAACUAUUACAAGCCUGCUUAUUGUCAGGUGGAAGAGAUAAUAUAUAUUUAGACAAAGAAGAACCGCAAUCUAGGCCAUUAACAUUCGCAGCCAAGAUUCUCACCAACAUGCAAUUUUUUACUGUGAGAAAGAGCGUUGCUGCGACUACUUGUAAUUUUGAAGUGCUUUUUCUUGUGCCACCGCCAUAUGUGAUAGGUGUAAGAAUUGGUUCCGUUUUAAUCGAUACUAACAGUUUGAGAGAGUACUCUAUGAAUGGACUGACAGUAAUAGUACGAAAAGAAUACCCCAAUCCCGGGAUUCCCAUAAAAUAUAGAUUUUAUAUUCGAAACACGCAGAUAUCCACAAUUCUUAAUAUAAUUUUUGAGACUAUAAUUGGAAAUCCUGUCAGAACUUUGGAAGGAACAAUAUUUUAUGCAAAUGGAAUAAUACCAGGAAUUGCUCUUGAGAAUGGCUUCACUAGUCCCAAUACAAACCUUACCACUAAAAUAGCUAUAACUAAAACUAAAAUAACUUCAACUGAAAAGAGAAUACCUACAACUAAAAUAGCUACUGGAAAAAUCACAACCAAAAUAACUACAGUAAAUAUGAGAUAUACUACUAAAACUAAGAGAAAAACCCGUCGAACCAGAUCCCCUAGGACUACUAGAACACCCAGAACCACUAGAACUCCCAAAACAACCAUAACUCCAACAACCAUUAGAACCCCAAAAACUACUAGAACUCCAAUAACUACUAGAACGCCCCAAACAACUAGAACACCUAAAACGACUAGAACCCACAAAACUACUAAAAUCACUAAAAUUGCUACUAUACCAAUUAUUACUAGACCCAAAACUAUUAGAUCAGAAUCGACUAGAUCAAAAAUUUCAACCCACAAUACUACUAAAAUCCACAAAACAACUAGAACCCGAUCCCCAAAAACUACUAGAACCCCUACUACUACUACUAGAACUCCUUCUACUACUAGAACCCCUACUACUAGAACCCCUACUACUAGAACCCACAAAACUACUAAAACCACUAAAAUUACUAUUAAACCAAGUACUAGACCAAACACUAUUAGAUCAAAAACUACAACCCACAAUAUUACUAGAAUCCACAAAACUACUAAAAUUCGAUCCCCAAAAACUACUGGAACCCCUUCUACUACUAGAAAUCACAGAACUAUUAAAACCACUAAAAUUAAUAUUAAACCAAGUACUAGACCAAACACUAUUAGAUCAAAAACUACAACCCACAAUAUUACUAGAAUCCACAAAACUACUAAAACCCGAUCCCCAAAAACUACUAGAACCCCUUCUACUACUAGAACCCCUACUACUACUAGAACCCACAAAACUACUAAAACCACUAAAAUUACGAUUAAACCAAGUACCAGACCAUACACUAUUAGAUCAAAAACUACAACCCACAACAUUACUAGAAUCCACAAAACUACUAAAACCCGAUCCCCAAAAACUACUAGAACACCUUCUACUACUAGAACCCCUACUACUACUAGAACCCACAAAACUACUAAAACCACUAAAAUUAUUAUUAAACCAAGUACCAGACCAAACACUAUUAGAUCAAAAACUACCCACAAUAUUACUAGAAUCCACAAAACUACUAAAACCCGAUCCCCAAAAACUACUAGAACCCCUUCUACUACUAGAACCCCUUAUACUACUAGAACCCCUUCUACUACUAGAACUCACAGAACUAUUAAAACCACUAAAAUUAAUAUUAAACCAAGUACUAGACCAAACACUAUUAGAUCAAAAACUACAACCCACAAUAUUACUAUAAUCCACAAAACUACUAAAACCCGAUCCCCAAAAACUACUAGAACCCCUUCUACUACUAGAACCCACAAAACUACUAAAACCACUAAAAUUACGAUUAAACCAAGUACCAGACCAUACACUAUUAGAUCAAAAACUACAACCCACAAUAUUACUAGAAUCCACAAAACUACUAAACCUCGAUCCCCAAAAACUACUAGAACCCCUUCUACUACUAGAACGCCUACUACUACUAGAACCCACAAAACUACUAAAACCACUAAAAUUACUAUUAAACCAAGUACUAGACCAAACACUAUUAGAUCAAAAACUACAACCCACAAUUGUACUAGAAUCCACAAAACUACUAAAACCCGAUCCCCAAAAACUACUAGAACCCCUUCUACUACUAGAACCCCUAUUACUACUAGAACUUAUAAAACUCAUAAAUCCCACAUAUCACGAAAUCCUAUAAAUGAAGAUGGUACAGAUUGCUCGAUUUCUUCUUUCAAUAAUAUUCUAUCCUUUCCUCCCGACAAUAAACAGUCUUGCAAUAGUUUGCGACCCAAAUUGGGAACACCUGCAUCAUUCAAUAUUGAAAGAAAGAAAGAAAGAAAGAAAGAAAGAAAGAAAGAAAGAAAGAAAGAAAGAAAGAAAGAAAGAAAGAAAGAAAGAAAGAAAGAAAGAAAGAAAGAAAGAAAGAAAGAAAGAAAGAAAGAAAGAAAGAAAGAAAGAAAGAAA